CCAAGUAAAUGUUCGGCGUAAAGGACGACUUUCAGCAGAGUCAUUGCGCAUCGCAUUCCUCGCUCGGCAACACGCGUAAGACGUCCAGGAGGGACGAAUCGCAGAAAAUCUUCCUCGAUGGAGUGAUUAAUCCUUUCCCAGUUUAGCGUAACGAUUGGGCGUCGGCCUAAUCGUACGAACAAAUCACGACGAGCAAUGUGGUCUCUGCCAUUGAGCCUGAACACAGUUUUCUCAUGAACGUGCAAGUAACCAGUUGCAAGGUCUUCAACUGGUAUGAUACGUGUCAUGCUACUCGGAUAAACUUCUUUGAAUUGGUGUGACAGCUCUUUAGUGUUAAUUUAUCCUUGAAUUGAAGUGUUUCUUUAAAUUUCCAGGCACAACACUCUUGGCAUAUAGCGAUUAGAGAGCUGCUAGUUAAGAUUCUAAGAUGGAGUGCAAAGUUUGCCUGGAAGUGUAUGAUGAAUCUCAGAGACGGCCGCAUAAUCUCCCAUGUGGCCAUAGCUUUUGUACAGUAUGCAUUGAUGACAUGUUAAAGAACAGCUCUCUUACCUGCCCUAGAUGCCGUGCCAAACACAUAGCAUCAGACAAGAGUCACUUCCCAGUUGCAUAUGACCUUGAGGAAGUUUUAAGCAAGAGAGAGACGGCAGCAGCUGCAGCAGGAAGGACGCCGCUUACUCGAAGGAAAGAUAUCAGCAGCAAAAUCAACAUUCUGAGAGAUGAGCAACUGUCUAGCAUUAAUCAUAUUUCAUUAGGAUUUCAGGAGAAACUAUCUCAGCUAGAUAAAUAUAAAAGAAAAUUAAUUGAGUGGGGAAUAGAACAUGAUGACCUGAUUAAAAAGAUUCAGACUGAUUUAAUAGAGCAGAAUGAGGAGCUGCGUGACAGCUUGAAAGAGGAACAUGGUCUUGUGGCAGAAGUACUUGAAGCAGGAGAAACACAAGAGCAACAGCUAAAGUUUGCCGAGGAAUCACUCUUCACAGCCAAAACUGCGCAAGAUGUUUUUGUGGCCAUUAAUGAUGCAGAGAUUGUCCAAUCAGAAGCGGAGACUUGGAUUGAGAAAUGUGAUGAACUCUUCCAAGAUGCUAAUCCUGUGCACAGGUCUAUCAAAAUUCGAGCAGCUACAAGAAAGGCACUGAGGAUGGUGAGACAUGAGACAAAUUUAGAGCCUGCGAUUACUCUGAGAGAUGUCGAUGCAAUGUCAGCAAGUAGUCGUGGAAUGACACCUGUCACCAUUUCUGGUGUGCACAAUGCUUGUUCCCACGACAUACUAAUAGGAGGGGCAUUUCCACUAACGGCUGAGAUGCUCCAACAGGUAGAUGAUGAUGUGAGAAGCCUACUUCAGGCAGGAAAAGUGUUUGCAGUAAUGCAGGAGCAAGGCCGGGUAAGGUCUGCCCGUAUAACCCUCCAACAUGACAGGGUUUACCUACAUCACCUUAGGAAGCAGAACCCACCGGUAUAUGCCCAAACACUUCAGUAUACUGACAUUGAAGAGCAGUUGAACACCUCAUCUCCUACUGCAUUCCUGGAUCUGGCUUGGCCUGGGUCACCUCCUCAACGAAUCCAUAUCCAGCUAAGUCCAAAUCAACGAGCACUACAGUUUAGCCUCCUGUGUACGGGGAAGAAUGGUCCGAGUUAUGCCUACACACAGCUGAUAGAGGUGUAUCGUAAGGGUGAGCCUGGUGAACGUAUAUCAGGGGGAGAUUAUGAUGGCGAUGGUGGGGCUGCCAUUAUCCAAGGACUUCCCUGGGGAGGCAUAUAUAGUCGACCUGCUUCUUCGGGGGCUGUUUUUAGCUGGAGUGAUGACAAUAUUGGUGGUCGAUUUGGCAUUCUGACUAGAGCAAAUGCCGGAUGUUACAAUGGUGUGUUUGGUCAGGUGGUGAGUGGGCUUGAUGUCCUGAGGUCAGUAGUUGAGUUGCCUGAUAUUUCACGUGUUACUGUGAUAGACUGUGGAAUUGUCCUUUCACAGUAGUUUUUAAACAUGAACGUAAUUAAUCUGAAUGGUGCUGUAUUUUUAUUAUGAUUUUAUUUAUUUUUUUAAAAUGUGACAAAGUCAGUUGAAGAAAGCUGCAUCUCUAUUCUUCCUAUUUUUUAAAUAGUGUUUGGUAGUACAUAUAUAGCAGAAACCAUUACAGUAGCUGUCUCAUACAUUCCUGUAUGAUAUAUACACUGCAAUAGUCAUUUAUCAUAUUUGUCUUCUGCAUUCCUCACAGUUCAAUAAUUCCAUGUUUUCCAACAAAAUCUUUGAAUAUCUAUGCAUAAAAAUUGAAACCUGAUUCAUGAAAAUGGAUCCUUUUCUAUCAUAGAUGCUUAAUCUGUGUGGUGUGACAAUUUUAUGUUUCUUGUGAAAGUGGGUCCUUUUCCCUCAUAGAUCUAUUUUAUAUUUGUGUGGUGUAACUCAAUGUUUCUUUUAGAUAUUCUUUGGAUGUAUAGCUGGUAGAUAAGCAUAAUAUAUGUGACUGUUCCAAGCACAAGCAUUUGAUAUAGAGGAUGUCUCAAGGGUGGAGUGGGCUAAAUGUGUAUCAAGAGAGUACUAAACUAGUUGAUUUUGGGAGAUCAGUAACCCCCCCCCCCUUUUGUGUGUGUGUGUGUGUGUGUGUGUGUGUGUGUGUGUGUGUGUGUGUGUGUGUGUGUGUGUGUGUGUGUGUGUGUGUGUGUGUGUGUGUGUGUGUGUGUGUUUAUAACAUGAAGUCCCUCUUUUGCUUCAAAGAUUUAUGAAUACAUUUUUGUUGGGGGGAGAUUCUUAGUACAGAUCAGGAAUAAGAUGGUGAUUAUCCUCCAUAGAGCUGGCAUUCUGCCAACCAUGGCUUCUAGAUGUUAUGUUCCACCCUUUUUUAUCGGUGAAAAUAAUUCAAAAUCCCCUUUGUAAAGGACAAGUGAAUCUAUCUAAUCUUCCUUCAAGAGCUUUGUGCCCAUGAAUAAGAAUAUCUGAAAAUAGUUCUCACUAUAUUAUAUUUUAUUAAUUAAAAAAAAAAUUGUUAUUAACUUUCCAGAAUAGAUAUGGGUGAUUAUUAUAAUGAUAGUUUUUCUUGUUCAGUGAAUAUUCACGUUUGCAUUACUUCAUCCCCCAUGCCAUGCAAACAGCGUUGUUUGUAUUUUCUAAUACAUGAUUUGUAACUUGGGCAUCUCAUUUUUCAAGUUUUAGUAUGUAGAUACUGAUUCAUAUCCAAGAUCAUUGUUUAUACUGUUGUUGAAGCUGUUUGAAAUGUAUAGUCUUCCAACAUUGCUUCAUUGCUAUUUCAUUCAGUAUUUUAUAACGUUCAUCAUGAUAUAUAUAGUGACAAAUUAUAUGGGCUUUUUGGUACUUACUUAGAUGCUUGGAUGAGUAACCAUCACACAGGUCUGCGUUGUGUCUUUUGGUUGGUUCAAGGACAUAGUCUGUAUUGUUUAUGAAAAGACAUGCUCCCUACUAUAAAGGAGGAGGAGAGUGAGUGUGUGUGUGUGUGUGUGUGUGUGUGUGUGUGUGUGUGUGUGUGUGUGUGUGUGUGUGUGUGUGUGUGUGUGUGUGUGUGUGUGCAUGUGUGCAACCGAUUCAUAUUGCUCUGUAUGAAUUAUAACUAUAAACCCUCUGCUGAAUGUCCAGGCAAGGGAAGUAAGCUGAAAGGCAAAAAACACAAAGGCCUAAGAUUUAAAACUGAAUGGUUUGUAAACAGUUCUAGAAGAAAAAUAGAAACUGUAAGAGUACAUGAAACAAAAAUUAUAUGUAGUAAACCAAGAAAUAAGGAUAGAUUAAUAUUUGCCCACCAGCAGUGUUUGCAGAUGACAUCACAGUGUCAUUAUGUAGAUAUAGAGAGGAAUUGAGAUUAUAUUUUAUUUUCAGUAAUUUGGAAUAAUCUAGCUGUAAGUAAUAUAAGGUAUGAGUCUAAGAUCACUGAUCUUUCGUACAAGUGUUAAGCAUUUAAGAUUAUUUUUUUAUAUAUUAUAUCAUGGUGUUUGGAUUUUGUGCUAUUUUUUUAUUAACCCAUUGUUAUCAGGUACUUGGACUGUCUACCGAUGUUUUGUUUUAAUAAUUGUUUACAGAUAGAUGGGUCCACAGCUACAUAUUUAUUAAGGACUCAGUUACUAGGCCUACCUGAUCUCAUGUGACCCUUAAAAUAUAGGGAACUUUUCAUUUAUUUAUAUUAUAAUUUUUCCAAUCAACAUUGUUAGUGUUUUCAUUACUGUUAUAUGAUUGUUGUUGUUAUUGUUGUUAUUAUUAUUAUUAUUAUUAUUAUUAUUAUUAUUAUUAUUAUUAUAAGUUAUUAUUAUUAUUAGUAGUAGUAUUAAUAAUUGCUUAAUUUUUUUUAUUUAUUUAUUUAUUUAUUUUUUAAUAUAUAGAAAACCAUGUUGAUUAUGAAUGAACAAAAAAUUCCAGUUUUGAUUACUCGCUUGUACUUGGCUACCCAAGACAUUGACCUAUUUGUUAUAUAUAGAGAAAAGAAAUCAAAAGAAGUCCCCCUGUUUUAGUGUCAAAUAUUAGAAAACUAGUGCUUAUUUUCAAGAAAUUUACAGAAAUUGGUUAAGAAAAGAUUAGUUGUCUUGGUACACUAUGCAACAGCAGCUCGUUCAAAAUAUCUUUCUUUUACCUCAUUGAAUCUGGAUGCUUAAUUACCAUCACAUGUGUCAAAAUAUGGGCAUAAGGCUUACUUGAUUGGCUACUGAUUGUCUGAUGGCACCCAUCAGCAUGUAGGCCGGACACACGCGAACACUCAUGUGCAUUAACAAUAAGCAUUUUUGGCUUUUUUGCCAUUUUCCAGUGUCCAUAUUUGUCAUUUGAUUUGCUGUAAUCAGAUAGUAAUAGACUGUUUUCCUAGCACAAACUCCAUAUCAUCUCUGCAGGUAGUCUGUACUCAGUGCAAGAAUAAAAACAAUAAGUAGCAUUUUAUUAUUUAUAUAAUUUUUCAUUUUUUCGGUAAUAUUUAAUUUUUAAAAUAAAACCUUUACCACUGGUCAUGGCAGACAGGAAUAGAAUCCUGAGUAUGGAUAUAGUGUGUUUUCUGGAGAUAGUGCUCUUCUGGUUACAGCUCAUAGACAUUACAUUCAGCUCUUGUGUAUUGAUGGAAAUGAUGCAAAAGCCCCUUCCUAUGCCAAAUGAGUCUAAUCACCCUCUUAAGAGGUUUGUGCCCUUGUAGCGAAUCUUUCUUUUCACCCCGGCCAAAAUGCUCAUGAUGGGAAGUUCGCAUCACCCUGGCGCACUGUCAUAUUUUUCUAUGACUUCAUGUUCAUGUGUCCUGCCCCGCAACCCAAAUUUUUCCAUGACAUGAUGGUCACAUCAUCCGGAUUAUAGGGGUUAAUUAUUUAUAUUACAUCAUCUUUGCACAAUUCUUGUAUUACUGAUUAUUUUAAGGGCUGUACAUUAAGGGUGUUUAUAGUGCAAAAGCAGGCCAAAAUAUAUAUAUAAUCUGGAUGUUGCAAGUAUUUUCAAGAAUGGAUUCCAUGCAGUAAAUGUAGACUUUCUGUAUGCUGUGAAUUUAUAAGCAAAUUAAUAAAUAAAUGAAUAAUUUUC
Molecule: messenger RNA, 5479 nt
Organism: Penaeus chinensis
Lineage: Eukaryota; Metazoa; Arthropoda; Malacostraca; Decapoda; Penaeidae
Exons: 5
Coding region: 428-1966 (512 amino acids)
Biological process (GO): protein ubiquitination
Molecular function (GO): ubiquitin protein ligase activity
Source: RefSeq, a predicted model, not a curated record